AUGGUCCUCGAAUCCAUCCGCUAUACGCGCGGCUCCCUCAGCAUCCUCGACCAACUGCUGCUCCCCCACCAAACCCACUACGACCCCAUCUACUCGUCGACCGACGCCUGGCAUGCGAUCCGCAGCAUGCGCACGCGCGGCGCGCCAGCCAUCGCCAUCGUCGCCGCCCUAGGCCUCGCCGUCGAGCUGACCAACAUGAAGAUCUCGCCCAUCGCCGAGGAGGUCGCCAUCUUCAUCCUCGAGAAAUUGGACUACUUGGUGACGAGCCGGCCCACGGCGGUGAAUCUGGCGGAUGCGGCGCGGAAGCUGACGAGGAGGGUUGUCGACGAGAAGGCGAGGGAGGGGGCGACGGGGGAGAGUGUGAGGGACGUGUAUGUGACGGCGGCGGAGAAGAUGUUGGUGGAUGACGUGAGGGAUAAUGAGGCGAUUGGGGAUCAUGGGGCGAAGUGGAUAGUCGAGAAGACGGAGGCUGGCGCGAGGGGUCAAGUGAGCGUGUUGACGCAUUGUAAUACUGGGUCUCUUGCUACGGCUGGAUAUGGCACUGCCCUGGGUGUCAUACGGUCGCUACAUAAGAAGGGUGCGCUGAAGCAUGCUUUCUGCUCCGAGACGCGGCCGUAUAACCAAGGCUCGAGACUGACGGCUUAUGAACUGGUGCACGACGAGAUACCGGCCACCCUGAUCACAGACUCGAUGGCAGCGGCACUCCUGCGCCAAAAAGGGCGCGAGAUGAACAUCGCAGCCAUUGUAGUAGGCGCCGACAGAGUUGCCGCGAACGGCGACACGGCCAACAAGAUUGGCACCUAUUCUCUGGCUAUAUUAGCCAGGCAUCACGGAGUCAAGUUCCUGGUAGCAGCGCCACGGACGACCAUUGACCUGAACACGGAGAGUGGAGAGAAGAUCGUCAUUGAAGAGCGGCCUGGAAAGGAAGUAACGCUUGUCAAGGGGCCGCGCUUCGAUGGGGUGUCGCUGGAUUUGAACGUGGUCGAGACUAUAAGCAUUGCUGCGAGCGGCAUCGAUGUGUGGAAUCCCGCUUUCGAUGUGACUCCGGCGGCACUCAUUGAUGGAAUCAUCACUGAAGUCGGGGUGGUGGAGAAGGAUGCUCAUGGUGUGUUCCAUCUGGAUGAGAUUUUCAAGAUUGAGGGCGAUGAGCUUAAGCCAUCGACCAUUGGAGGUAUAUGA
Messenger RNA from Westerdykella ornata, 1179 nucleotides. RefSeq names its product Methylthioribose-1-phosphate isomerase. Bases 1 to 1179 code for a protein of 392 amino acids. Gene Ontology annotation, molecular function: S-methyl-5-thioribose-1-phosphate isomerase activity. NCBI's taxonomy places the organism in Eukaryota, Fungi, Ascomycota, Dothideomycetes, Pleosporales, Sporormiaceae. The transcript is spliced from 2 exons. The record is from RefSeq and is a predicted model, not a curated record.